AUGGCCGUUCUGGCGAGUAUCCACGGUGAUAAUAACGGUGCUAGUGACUAUAGUGGUGCGGAAACUACCAAUGGUGGCAGCGAUACUAGGAGUGACGGGACCAGCGGAAGCAGCAAGGAAACUAUUGCCUCGUCUGCACGAUCCGCAGCUUCCCCGUCGGGUGGAAGCACCCAGGAAGCUUCGUUUCUAGCGCCGGUCGGGGAGAUGCUGCAGCGGAACAAGGCGAAGACGGCCGAAGUGCUGGAAAAGCUGCAGUCAUUUGGUGUGGCUGGCGUCCUCGCUUAUGGCCUCUUCAAUACAGUCUACUACAUUUUCGCCUUCCUCUUCGUAUUUCUCUACGUGGCCCCAUCUCCGCGAGGGCUGGGAUUCGCAGCAGCGGCAAAGAAGUGA
Closterium sp. Yama58-4 is the source of this 390-nucleotide messenger RNA. NCBI's taxonomy places the organism in Eukaryota, Viridiplantae, Streptophyta, Zygnematophyceae, Desmidiales, Closteriaceae. The record is from the annotation of a GenBank genome assembly.